CAUGUUUAUGCCGAAGGAGCACCGCAUCGCCAUCUACGAGUACCUCUUCAAGGAGGGCGUCAUUGUGGCCAAGAAGGACCAGCGCGUCCAGAAGCAUCCCGACCUGCCGGCCGUUCCCAACCUGCAUGUCGUCAAGGCCAUGCAGUCCCUGCACUCCCGCGGCCUGGUCAAGGAGCAGUUCGCCUGGCGCCACUACUACUGGUACCUGACCAACGAGGGCGUCGAGGAGCUGCGCUGCUACCUCCACUUGCCGCCGGAGAUCGUACCCUCGACCAUGAAGCGCCCGAUGCGCUCGGAGGCAGUGCGUCCGCGCAGCACUGCCCCUGGCUCCCGGGGUCCUGGUGACGCUUCCAAGACCGGCGACGACCGCUUCGCCUACCGACGCGGUCCCGGGGCCAGCGGCUUGGACAAGAAGGGCGACCUCGGCCCCGGCUCUGGUGAGGUAGAGUUCCGCGGAGGAUUCGGUCGAGGUUCCCGCAACUAAACGAGUCUUCUAUCUUGCCUAUCGGAGCAGGGAAUAGCCUCCUCUAUGGAACCCCAAUUACCGUUUAUAAAGUUGAUUAGACCAUCAUCGUUGUGCCGGGUGAGAAUA
This is a messenger RNA of Drosophila ananassae, 592 nucleotides long. Its product is annotated as 40S ribosomal protein S10b. The record is from RefSeq and is a predicted model, not a curated record. Gene Ontology annotation, cellular component: cytosolic small ribosomal subunit. Bases 2 to 484 code for a protein of 160 amino acids. Gene Ontology annotation, molecular function: RNA binding; structural constituent of ribosome. The transcript has a single exon. NCBI's taxonomy places the organism in Eukaryota, Metazoa, Arthropoda, Insecta, Diptera, Drosophilidae.